Colossoma macropomum (tambaqui) is the source of this 530-nucleotide messenger RNA. RefSeq names its product parvalbumin 2 (gene pvalb2). The record is from RefSeq and is a predicted model, not a curated record. Lineage: Eukaryota; Metazoa; Chordata; Actinopteri; Characiformes; Serrasalmidae. Gene Ontology annotation, molecular function: calcium ion binding. The transcript is spliced from 5 exons. Gene Ontology annotation, cellular component: cytoplasm; nucleus. Bases 107 to 436 code for a protein of 109 amino acids.
GCCCACUGGGAGAAGAGUAUAAAAGCGAAGGAAGAGCUGCUCUGCUCAGGCCAUCGCACCUCUCUGGAAACGUACUGUCGCCACCGCAGCACAAAGAUACUUAAAAAUGGCAUUCGCUGGAAUUCUCAAGGAGGAGGACAUUGCUGCAGCCAUUAAGGACUGUGCUGCUGCUGACUCUUUCAACUACAAGACCUUCUUUGCCAAGGCUGGACUGAGUGCAAAGUCUGCUGAUGACAUCAAGAAAGCCUUCUUCGUCAUUGACCAGGACAAGAGUGGCUUCAUUGAGGAGGACGAACUUAAGCUGUUCCUGCAGAACUUCUCCGCUGGUGCCAGGGCUCUGACUGAUGCUGAGACCAAGGCCUUCCUUGCAGCUGGUGACAGUGAUGGUGAUGGCAAAAUUGGAGUUGAAGAGUUCGCUUCCCUUGUGAAGGCUUAAGCACUCAUGGACCCUAUUUUUUGGAAAUAGGUCUUUACUUUUGUAUAUGACUUGUCUCCAAUAGUUAAUUUAAUUUUUUAUAUUUAUUUAUGAC